UGACCUGCUGGAGGCGCCUGGCUGUGAUGUAAAGACAAUAUUAAAUCCGUGGCUUCCACAGAAGACAGCUGUUGUUUCCAGUGCGGAGUAAGCCGUUUACAUUGGUGAGCGGAAAUAAAUCCAGCCGAUUUUGACCAAGUAACCAUCAGUGGUGUUGAUUGGACUACACGGUUGUGAUCUUACAUGUCCUGAACAGAUACUUUUUGUGCUUUGAAGAGGGACAAGAUAAAAACAACAGACAUGGAUGUGUACGACCCCCAAACCCUUGGAUUCAUGGUCUUUGGUGGAUUCAUGGUGGUCUCUGCAAUCAGCAUCGCUCUGGUGUCUACACUGUCUAUGAAGGAGACAUCAUAUGAGGAGGCGCUGGCUAAGCAGCGUCGCAAUCUGGGCAAGUCCACCCAGCCCCAGCUCUUUGGGAAGAUUAAGAAGAAGCUGAAGUCAUUGGAUACCAAGAGCAAAGGCAAAAAAAAGGAAGAGCAACCCAAUGGAAAACUCCCUGACCUGGAACUCCUUGAAGAGCACACUGAGUUUGCCAGCAUGCCCGAACCUGUGCCUUUCACCAUCCAAGAGCCAAUCGUCGCUGUCCCAGAGUCUGCUGUUGUUUCCUGUGCUGCCCCUUCCCCAGUAGCUGUGGAAGCCCCUGCCACCACCCCCUCUCCAAAGCAGAAGAAGAAAAAGGUGGCCAAGGUGGCGCUGCCUACCGCUGUACCUGCCGCCAUGUCAGAGAAUGCAGUCAAUGAAUUGCCCAUCAUUGUGGUGCCACCUGUUGCCCCAGUGACUGCUGCCCUCCCUCCGGUGUCCAAGGACACUGCCGCCGUGACCCUUACCAAGGCAGAGGAGCCCAAGACUGAGGCCCCUACAAAGAAGAAGAAGGCUAAGGUUGAACUAGUGGUGGCUGCUGUCGAUUCUGCUGAUGCUCCCCUCCUCCUGCCAUACAAGACACUCUUGUCCACCGUGAGCAGCAUGACAUUUAGCAAACGAGAGACCCAGAAGCUCAUUGAGGUACUCAGUGAUAAGGCUGGCCUUGACUCCUGGCAACUGGCUUCUCAGAAGGGGGAUCCCAUGGCUGCCCUCCGGAAACAGCUGGAGGCGAAGGAGAAACAGCUGUCUACUGAGCAGGAAGGUGCCAUCGCCGCCAAGAACCGUUUGAGAGAGCUCAGCAAGGAGUUGAACACAGAGAAAUCCAAGAUGGCAUCAGUGGAGACCCGUCUGAGCUCAGAGCUAAGUGCUCGCGCUCAGGAGAUCACUGCCUUACAGGCUCGCAUGCAGGUCUCCUACCAGGACCACGUGGCUGAGACCCAGCAACUCAACCUCAAGAUAGCAAGCCUGCAAGAGCAGCUGGACAAUGGCCCUGUUGCUCAGCUAGCCCGUCUGCAGCAGGAGAACUCCAUCCUGAGAGAUGCCCUCAACCAGGCCACGAGCCAGGCGGAGAGCAGGCAGAAUGCGGAACUAGCAAAGCUGAGGCAAGAAUGUGUUCGUCUAAACCGGGACCUGGGUGAGAGGACCGAAGCCCUGCAGGCUGACGAGGAGCACAGGAAGGCCCUGGAGGCCAAGGUGGCAGCUGCAGAGGAGAAACUCGCCCAGUCCAAGGUGUCCCAGGCAGAGAGUGAGCGGGCCAUGCAGAAGAGACUGGAGGAGGUGAGUCAGAAGCUCCAGAAGUCCCAGGAAACCAGCAAACUCAUUCAGGCUCAACUGGCUAAAGCUCAGCAGAAGGCGGCCACAUUCUCAGAGGUCCAAGAGCGCAUGGACGCAAUGGAGGUCCAGCUGAAGGACCGCUGUGCUGAGCUGGAGGCCCUGAAGGCCCAACAGGUCGUUAUGUCAGCAGCCAAGGAGGAGGCUGUCCUACAGGCGACUGGUUCGAAAACCACUGUAGAAGAGCAGAAGACAAAAAUCCAAGCUGACAACUCCUCUGAGAUGGAAGAGCUAAAGAACCGUCUGAUCACUAAAGAAUGUCAUGUGGCUAAUCUUGAAGAAAAGCUCCUACAGCUGAAGGUUGAACUGGAGCUGGUGAAAUCUGCCCAGGCCUUUGAGGAGCCGAGGCUCAAUGGUGUGAAGGAAGAAGAGGAGCAGUCACCUGUUAAAGAGCAGCUGGUGCAGAAAGACAACCCAGCAGAGAUCAAACUCCUACAGGACAGCCUUAAGGAAAAAGAGGACAUUGUGAAGUCUCUCGAGGAUCAACUUCAGGCUUUGACAGCUGAGAUGGCGUUGAAGAGAACUGAUGCAGCAGGGAGCCUAGCAGAUGUGGAGCAGCUUCAGAUCAGGCUGAAGGACAGAGAGAGCCAGGUGGCUUCAUUAGAGGAACAGCUCAAACAGCUGAGCAUUGAGAUGGAGCAAAGGAGGAACACAAACACUGAGUCAGGAACCGCUGGACAGCAAUUUGAAAGCCUUGAGAAAGAUUUGCAGAUGCUGUCUUUGGAAGAAGAGCUACAACAGUUGAAGGAGGAAAUGGAACAAGUUAAAAACAAGAGCAAUAAUAUACGUGAAAAGAACUGGGCAGCAAUGGAAGCCUUGACUGCUGCUGAAAAGCUGAAUGAAGAGAGACUGGCUGAAGCGAAGGGUGCACAGAGGAUAGCUGAAGAAGCACUGAUGUCUUUUCAGACAGAAGCUCAAAAGGCUCUUCAGAUUUACUUCCCUGACAUUUCUUUAGAGCAGAAUAACUGGUUGGAGCAACUCAUCCAGAAAGCAAAGGAAUUUGAAAUUUCACAGAGCAAAGAAGACCAGCCAGCCACAGACUCUGAGGUGCUUUUAUCAAAACUCAGAGAAGCGGAGGAGUCCCAGAAAACACUACAGGCAGAGUGUGAGCAGUACAGAACAGUCCUGGCUGACACUGAGGGCAUGCUGAAAGAUCUUCAGAAAAGUGUGGAGGAAGAGGAGCAUGUGUGGAAAGCCAAAAUCACAGAGGCAGAGGAGCAACGCCUAGCAGCUUUAGAUCAGGUAACGGUGUUGGAGCAAGCUGCAGAGGAUAUGAAGAUGGAUAAGGAAAUCACAGAUCAGUUAAAAGCACAGGUGAUGCUUCUGGAGGCCCAGUUAGAGAAGCAGCUGGAGUCCAUCAGCUUCAGCCAGACUUGCGCUGAGGAGGUUGCUCAGCUAAAGGCCUUGUUAAUGAAGACUCAGAGUCAGCUGGAGAUUGCCCAAUUGGAAGCACACAGCCAGGCAGAGGAACUUUCUGUGGUCAGACGGCAGCUGAGCGAGGCGAAGGAGCGUGUCCAGAUCAAGGAGGCCCAUGAGUCCACACAGGUCCAAUCCCAACUGGAACAGACAACAAAUAAGUUGGAAAUGGAGGAAGAGAUGAGACAGCAGCUGACCAUUGACUUUGACCAGGCUCAGAAGUGUGUGAUUGACCUGCAGACACAGAUGGACCAAAUGAAAGCAGAAGAUGACUCAUCUACAGGAGAACUCAAAGAGAGGCUGGAGAAAGAAAAGAAGCUAACCAGGGACCUGGGCCAAGCGGCGAUCAAGCUUCAGCAACUGCUCAAGGCCACCCAAGAGCAGCUUGCCAAAGAGAGGGACACUGUGAAAACCUUGCAAGGACAACUUGUGGGGAAGGAGGAGCCAGAGCACCCAAAGGAAGGAAUGUCUGUUUAAAAAGACAACAAUCAUCCAACACUUGCCAAAAUGCCUUAAAAUAAUGACUCAUUUCGAUUUUCUCUAGUACUGUAGUUUAUGUAGUAGAGGAGGAUCCGUUUAAGGAAUCGAGAGUCCAGCAGCGUUUAAUACUGUAUACAUGUUUUGUUAUUAUGUUGGAAACAAUCAAGAGAGGAGUCUCUGGCUGUGUCAAAGGUUUUUUUGUUUGUUUUUUUGACCUGACUUUUUGUUUCUUUGUUUCAGUGUUAUUGAAAAAACCCAUUGUUUCAGUGUUAUUGAAAAGGGAAAUUGCUUGUGCGUUAAAUGUUCAACUGGUGCAAUCACUUUAUCCUUUUGCCUGUCCUUGAUAAUAAUUUUAAAAGGGUGGUAAUUUCAUGGUACCCAGAUAACAUACAAAAGUAAUGCCUUUACAUAUUUCAUGUAUUCGGGUGCUGACCAAACUGUGACAAUUUGUAACAAAUAAACUAUGUAGGCCUUUA
Molecule: messenger RNA, 4064 nt
Organism: Esox lucius (northern pike)
Lineage: Eukaryota; Metazoa; Chordata; Actinopteri; Esociformes; Esocidae
Gene: rrbp1b
Product: ribosome binding protein 1b
Exons: 31
Coding region: 241-3585 (1114 amino acids)
Biological process (GO): protein transport
Cellular component (GO): endoplasmic reticulum membrane
Source: RefSeq, a predicted model, not a curated record